Molecule: messenger RNA, 546 nt
Organism: Argiope bruennichi
Lineage: Eukaryota; Metazoa; Arthropoda; Arachnida; Araneae; Araneidae
Exons: 3
Coding region: 1-546 (181 amino acids)
Source: RefSeq, a predicted model, not a curated record
AUGUUUCGGUACCUACUGGCCGUGACGGUGCAUGUCGCAAGAAAGUUGCGUGUAGCCUCUUCUGAACCAGACUGUAACUUUCGAUGUAUUCUUCCAUUUUCCGACGUCGAAGCUAUAGAGCUUCAUGGGUUCAGCGACUCUUCAGAAGCUGCCUUUGGAACUGUUGUGUACUGCAAAUCCCAAACACCUGCUGGUGAGGUUGUUGUCAAGAUGGUGGCCAGUAAAUCCAGAGUGGCUCCACUGAAGAAGCUCACAAUCCCGAGAUUGGAGCUCUGCGCUGCUGUGCUGCUGGUGAAAUUGAUGCAGCGUAUCCAGUCGGCUCUUCGAUUGAAAGUGUCCAAUACCUAUUACUGGAGUGAUAGCAUGAUUGUGCUGUCAUGGAUUAAAAAAGAGACGUCCCAGUUUAAAACCUUCGUGGCAAACCGUGUAGCCACACUUCAAGACCUUUCGUGUCAGGAGCAGAGGAGACAUAUUUCAUCAGGAGAUAAUCCAGCUGAUCUUAUCAGUCGUGGUAGAUCUGUUACUGUCCUUGUUUCGUCGUCUUAA